Aedes aegypti (yellow fever mosquito) is the source of this 4414-nucleotide messenger RNA. RefSeq names its product integrin alpha-PS1 (gene mew). The record is from RefSeq and is a predicted model, not a curated record. The transcript has 15 exons. Gene Ontology annotation, biological process: cell-matrix adhesion; cell-cell adhesion; integrin-mediated signaling pathway. Gene Ontology annotation, molecular function: integrin binding. NCBI's taxonomy places the organism in Eukaryota, Metazoa, Arthropoda, Insecta, Diptera, Culicidae. Gene Ontology annotation, cellular component: external side of plasma membrane; integrin complex. The coding region runs from base 504 to 3833 and encodes 1109 amino acids.
GUUGAGAAGCAACGGAUAGUGAGUUUCCGAUUGUCGAGCGGUGAAGACGUGUCUACGUUACUAUUCGCGUCGUAAUUUUCUUCUUUCCGAACUCUUUGUUUUGUUCCAUCGAAUAUGUUUAUACGCAAACGGUAUCUUCGCGUACUCCGCUAGUGUUUUAUCAAGUGUUCGUUUCACAGUGAGAACCAAUCACCGGUUACUCGUUUUGGAGACAGUGGCUUCUGAGCGAUCUUAAAAGUCUAGGCAUGCCUAGGCAGUGAGCCGUCGAGUCGGGAUGGUGCCAUCUUCUGUGAAACACAGUGUUUUUUCGUGAGUCAAAGUGGAUGCUAAAAGUGCAAAUCUCACCAAGGAGCAAUGCGGUGGCAGUGCAGAAGAAGAAUGCUGUAAAAAUAGCCAAUCGAGAUAUUUCUCAAGCGGUUCAAUUGAAUUAUAUUUCCCUGUGCACUAGGGGAUAAUCUACGAGUGAAGCAUCCCUGAGCGCAGGGAUCUCAAAGCAAAAAGAUAUGGUGCUGAAUAAAUGGUUCGUCUGGCUGCCACUAAUGGUGGCCGGGCUAUCCAUUACCGUUGUGCAGUGCUUCAAUUUCGAAACGCGCCUUCCCAUCGUCAAGUAUGGGAAAACCAACACCUACUUCGGAUAUUCGGUAGCCUCCCAUACCGAGACGCUUCGGAACGGAGACAAAAAGAAUUGGAUUCUAGUUGGUGCACCCCUGGGCCAGAACUUGCAACCGGCAACCAAUCGAUCAGGGGCUCUGUUCAAGUGUCCGAUCACCCAGCAGAGCAACGAUUGCGAACAGAUCAAAACAGAUGGCCGAAGAAAACCUUCGGGUAUAUACGAAAGUGAUGAUGAGGACGAUGAUAGUCUCGCGCCUCCGGGCAUGGAUGAACUCAAGACAAACCAAUGGCUGGGCGUGACAGUGAAGUCCGGUGGCAAGGAAAACAAGAUUUUCGUAUGCGCCCACCGAUACAUGAAGGUUCAUGACCGAGGCAAGGCCAAGGAGAACGGGCUUCAUCUAGGUCAAGGUCUGUGCUACGUACUGAACAACGAUUUCACGUUUGGAUUCGCGGUGGAAGUAUGCCUGGGUCGUUCCAUCGAGCGUGAGCACGAGCAGUACGCGUUUUGCCAAGCCGGCACUUCCGGUAUGAUCCUGGACGAUGGCACCGCCGUGAUAGGAACUCCCGGGGUCAUGAUCUGGAAGGGUACGGUGUUUGCAGUGGAGGUCGAUGGAGAGUUUUUGUCCAGGGAUAAGACGCAGUACUACGGAGCGCAUGACAAUGCGGAUUCGCCAGUUCCUAAUUAUAGCUAUUUAGGAAUGUCGGUAACUGGAGGAAAGUACUUCGGAGAUUACAUGUCCUAUGCGGGUGGUGCUCCUAGAUCUCGGGGGAAUGGGCAGGUGAUCAUAUUCUCGAAUCGUAAUAAGCGAAAUCCAAUCGUCAAAGAGAAAGAGCUAAGAGGGGAGCAGUUUGGGUCUAGUUUUGGAUAUGAAAUGACCACUGCCGACGUGAACGGAGAUCAUGCACCUGAUCUACUCGUCGCGGCACCGUUCUAUUUCUCCAAAUCAGAAGGUGGAGCCGUCUACGUAUAUCAGAACAUGAACAACAAUUUUGCGGAUAAUUAUACCACCAAGCUAACGGGAAAAGUUGAAUCACAAUUUGGCAUGGCCAUUGCCAAUUUGGGAGACAUCAACAAGGACGGCUGCGAAGAUAUUGCCAUUGGAGCGCCCUAUGAAGGCAACGGUGUCGUAUACAUAUACUUGGGAACACCCAAAGGGUUGUCCACGAAGCCAUCGCAAGUGAUAUCAUCGAGCUCUCUAGGUCUCAAUGUGCCUAACCUGAAGACAUUCGGAGGUUCCCUUUCCGGGGGAAUUGAUCUCGAUAGUAAUACCUAUCCGGACUUGGUUAUUGGAUCGUACGACUCAGCAGCAGUCACUACACUGCUGGCACGUCCGAUCACAAACAUCAAGACAUCGGUGAUGAUCGAGGAGCUGCAAAACAUCGAUCCCACGAAGCAUGGUUGUCGAGCGGAUCCCACUGCCAACGCUACAUGCUUCUCCUUCAAGGCGUGCUGCUCCAUCGAGCCAUACGAAGAGUCGGGCCACUCCAGCAGCUCGACCCAGCCCCUGAAUCUGAUCUACACGAUCGAAGCAGAAACGUACAACAACUUGAAAAAGUUCUCUCGCGUCUACUUUGGACCGGAUACGCGCAAUCGAUCGAACACUUUGCGGAAACACAUCAGUGUCAUCACCGACGGACGGCAGGAGUGCCGGGAAGAAGUCGUCUACAUCAAGGACAACACACGUGAUAUCCAGAAUCCGAUUCGGUUCCGAUUGAACUACACGAUACUGGAUACGACGCUGCCGGCGUCUGCUCUGGACACACUGGAUCCCAUCCUGGACCAAACCCAGGCAGAUCGAACGUUUGAGGCUACAUUCCAGAAGGACUGUGGCCACGAUGGCAUUUGUCAGUCGAAGAUUGACGUGAAAGCUAAGCUUUCUUUGGAACAACAAGUGGACGGUUCAUAUUCACUGGUACUCGGCCGUGACCGUGGUAUACUGCUCAACGUGAGUGUUUCUAAUCAAGCUGAUUCAGCGUAUGAAACCCAUCUAUACGUGAAACACGAUCCCAGUAUAUCAUACAGUGGAACAAAGAGCCUGCACACAUGCACCCAGUUUAAUUCCACGUUGGUUGACUGCUCGCUCGGGAAUCCAAUGCGACGAGGUACAGAGGCGAAACUUUCGCUGCGAUUUGAUCCUCAACGGGUGGACGACCUGGUCUCCAAGCUGACCUUCCAAGUGUUUGUCAAUACGACGUCGGCGCUGCUCGAGGGUACCAAGAGCGAGGCUUCUAUCGUGGCCAACGUUAUUAAGCGCGCCAAGAUUAGCAUCUCGGGAGCUGCCCAUCCAGAGCAAGCUUUCUACGGUGGAGACGUGAAAGGGGAAAGCGCGAUGGAAACCGUGGAAGACAUCGGAACUGCUGUACAGCACAUCUAUCUCAUCUAUAACGAUGGACCAUGGAGGGCACCUAAAGUGCAAGUCAACAUACAGUGGCCGCACCAGGUGGCCAACGAUAAACCGCAGGGAAAAUGGCUGCUCUAUUUGACCGAUACGCCCACCGUUGAAGCUACCAACGGAGGCGAUUGUGUCGUUGAUCCUCAUUCAGCCAUUAAUCCACUAGGAUUGAAGAAAUCCUCGGUGCUCGGCCAACUGAUGCAGAUGGAGCGAUAUACACAACGAGCGUACAACAAAUCGCUCACAUUUACUUCCGAAAAAUCCGAACGAAUAUCGUUUGCUAAGCAAACAUCCUCAUCAUCGGAAAACACCCUCAAUCGAGUACGACGCGAUCGAUCGAUGAUCAUCCGUGCCGAACGACUGACCGAUAAGGACGGCAAACAGACCGAUAUCGUGCACAUGGACUGCAAACGAAACACUGCCAAAUGUAUUUCGAUCGUCUGCAACGUGUACGACGUGCAACCGAAGGCCCAGGUGCUCAUCAACGUCAAUGCUAGACUGUGGAAUUCUACGCUUGUGUCGGAUUACCCGAGGGUAGAUCUAGUCAAAAUUGCAUCCACCGCCAGGAUAAAGGUGUUCGAGGUGCAGCAGGAUCAUCCAAUCGAUUCUGUGACGGUUGAAACGUCUGCCUACCCCGAGCUGCUUGACCAAGUGGGCGACGGAUCGAUUCCACUGUGGUUGAUUAUAGUCGCCAUCGUAGGCGGUUUGCUGGCGUUCGCAAUUCUGACCUACAUCAUGUGGAGGUGCGGUUUCUUCAAACGACGAAGACCCGAUCCAACGCUCAGCGGCAACUUGGAGAAGAACAGCGAAAACAAACCGUUCCUUUAGUUGAGUGAAUAGUAGGUUAUAAUUAUGGGUCAAAAAUUACUUAAAACGUGAUAAAAACCAUCCAUUAGAUAAGAAAGCGUUCGGUGCUGCUGCAGCAAGAGAAUCAGUCCGAUUUUGUUGGAGAUCUUCAAUGAAGUAUUUAUGAAGUUUUGAAGAAAAAGAAACGCUUCGAUCUACCAUUAUCGUUUGGAACAAAAAUGCACGUAAUUAGAGUUUACACACCACAUCGAAUAAUAAAACCGGGACAUUUUUAGUAUGUAGUUAAUGUUACGAUAUAAUUUGCAAAAUCAACAAUCAUACAGGAUUCAUUCUUGUAGAACUACUUCAUUUUUUUUUCUUGAAAAUAGGGUUCAUUGUGGGAUAUAACAAAAUGAAGACUGAAAAAAUCACCUCGGAAAGGAUAAAUGAAACAAAGGAGUAAAAUAUUUGUAGAUCAGAUCGGUAUAUAUCGAGGUGAUUGGUAGUUCAUUAAUUGUUAAAAAGUGAUUUAAGAAAAACAAAUGUAAGGUACAUUGUGGUUUUCUCAACUAACUUUUGUGUAACAGCACAAACUAUCUUUUCGAGUUCAGAAUAGUUUGUUU